Molecule: messenger RNA, 7938 nt
Organism: Enhydra lutris kenyoni (northern sea otter)
Lineage: Eukaryota; Metazoa; Chordata; Mammalia; Carnivora; Mustelidae
Product: dynactin subunit 1
Exons: 32
Coding region: 301-4146 (1281 amino acids)
Biological process (GO): nuclear migration; establishment of mitotic spindle orientation
Cellular component (GO): spindle pole; axon; kinetochore
Source: RefSeq, a predicted model, not a curated record
UGACAAGUCUAGAGCAGCACUAGCGCAGAGUGAGACUCAUCAGCUGGCAAGCAGGAUUCGGUGUCUCUGGGUUCAGGAAUCAUCAGGCAGCAGAGAGGACUUGCUCCUCAGCCCCCAUCUCUGCCCCCAUCCCUACCCCGGUAGGCCACCGAGUGAGGUCCAUGGACUGGGGAGGGCCGUGCCUGACGGCUUCUGUGUCUGUCCAUGAGGGCCUGGAGCUCUGACCCUCCUGCCUAGGUUUCUGCCUUUUCUCUCUGUCUUUGGCCCGCUGGGGGAGGGGGUAGAGGCCGGGUGAGCAACAUGGCCCAGAGCAAGAGGCAUAUGUACAGCCGGACGCCCAGUGGCAGCAGAAUGAGUGCAGAGGCAAGUGCCCGGCCUCUGCGAGUGGGCUCCCGUGUGGAGGUGAUUGGAAAAGGCCACCGAGGCACUGUGGCCUAUGUUGGAGCCACACUCUUUGCCACUGGCAAAUGGGUCGGCGUGAUCCUGGAUGAAGCAAAGGGCAAGAAUGAUGGAACUGUCCAAGGCAGGAAGUACUUCACUUGUGAUGAAGGGCACGGCAUCUUUGUGCGUCAGUCCCAGAUCCAGGUAUUUGAAGAUGGAGCAGAUACUACUUCCCCAGAGACACCGGAUUCUUCUGCCUCAAAGGUCCUCAAAAGAGAGGGAACGGACUCAACUGCAAAGACCAGCAAACUGCGGGGACUGAAGCCUAAGAAGGCACCGACAGCCCGAAAGACCACAACUCGGCGGCCCAAGCCCACCCGCCCUGCCAGUACUGGGGUGGCUGGGGCCAGUAGCUCCCUGGGCCCCUCUGGCUCAGCAUCAGCAGGUGAGCUGAGCAGCAGUGAGCCCAGCACCCCGGCUCAGACACCGCUGGCGGCACCCAUCAUCCCCACGCCGGCUCUCACUUCUCCUGGAGCAGCACCUCCGCUACCUUCCCCCUCCAAGGAGGAGGAGGGGCUGAGAGCCCAGGUGCGGGACCUGGAGGAGAAACUGGAGACCCUGCGGUUGAAACGGGCGGAAGACAAGGCGAAACUAAAAGAGCUGGAGAAACAUAAGAUCCAGCUGGAGCAGGUGCAAGAAUGGAAGAGCAAGAUGCAGGAGCAGCAGGCAGACCUGCAGCGACGCCUCAAGGAGGCGCGGAAGGAAGCCAAGGAGGCCCUGGAGGCAAAGGAACGCUACAUGGAGGAGAUGGCUGAUACUGCCGAUGCCAUCGAAAUGGCCACUCUGGACAAGGAGAUGGCCGAAGAGCGGGCCGAGUCCCUGCAGCAGGAGGUGGAGGCAUUGAAGGAACGUGUGGAUGAGCUCACCACUGACUUAGAGAUCCUCAAAGCUGAGAUAGAAGAGAAGGGCUCAGAUGGGGCAGCGUCCAGUUAUCAGCUAAAGCAGCUCGAGGAGCAGAACGCCCGCCUGAAGGACGCCCUGGUGAGGAUGCGGGAUCUUUCUUCCUCUGAGAAGCAAGAGCAUGUGAAACUCCAGAAGCUCAUGGAGAAGAAGAACCAAGAGCUGGAGAUUGUGAGGCAACAGCGGGAGCGUCUGCAGGAGGAGCUGAGCCAGGCAGAGAGCACCAUUGAUGAGCUCAAGGAGCAGGUGGAUGCUGCUCUGGGUGCCGAGGAGAUGGUGGAGAUGCUAACAGACCGGAACCUGAAUCUAGAAGAGAAAGUACGAGAGUUGAGAGAGACCGUGGGAGACUUGGAAGCGAUGAAUGAGAUGAAUGAUGAGCUGCAGGAGAAUGCACGCGAGACAGAGCUGGAGCUGCGGGAGCAGCUGGACAUGGCGGGUGCGCGGGUCCGGGAGGCCCAGAAGCGUGUGGAGGCAGCCCAGGAGACGGUCGCAGACUACCAGCAAACCAUAAAGAAGUACCGCCAGCUGACCGCCCACCUUCAGGAUGUGAAUCGGGAACUGACAAACCAGCAAGAAGCAUCUGUGGAGAGGCAGCAGCAGCCACCCCCAGAGACUUUUGACUUCAAAAUCAAGUUUGCUGAGACUAAGGCUCAUGCCAAGGCAAUUGAGAUGGAAUUGAGGCAGAUGGAGGUGGCCCAGGCCAACCGGCACAUGUCCCUGCUGACGGCCUUCAUGCCUGACAGCUUCCUUCGGCCGGGUGGGGACCAUGACUGCGUCCUGGUACUGCUGCUCAUGCCUCGUCUCAUUUGCAAGGCAGAGCUGAUCCGGAAGCAGGCCCAGGAGAAGUUUGAACUAAGCGAAAACUGUUCAGAGCGGCCCGGGCUCCGAGGAGCUGCAGGGGAGCAGCUGAGCUUUGCUGCCGGGCUGGUGUACUCACUGAGUCUGUUGCAGGCCACGCUCCACCGCUACGAGCACGCCCUCUCUCAGUGCAGCGUGGACGUAUAUAAGAAGGUCGGCAGCCUCUACCCUGAGAUGAGUGCCCAUGAGCGCUCCUUGGAUUUCCUCAUUGAGCUAUUACACAAGGAUCAACUGGACGAGACUGUCAACGUAGAGCCUCUCACCAAGGCCAUCAAGUACUACCAGCAUCUGUAUAGUAUCCAUCUUGCUGAACAGCCCGAGGACAGUACCAUGCAGCUGGCUGACCACAUUAAGUUCACCCAGAGUGCCCUGGACUGCAUGAGCGUGGAGGUGGGACGGCUGCGUGCCUUCUUGCAGGGUGGCCAGGAGGCUUCAGAUAUUGCCCUUCUGCUCCGGGACCUGGAGACAUCGUGCAGUGACAUCCGCCAGUUCUGCAAGAAGAUCCGAAGGCGAAUGCCAGGGACAGAUGCUCCUGGGAUUCCAGCCGCUCUGGCCUUUGGAGCACAGGUGUCGGACACGCUCCUAGACUGCAGGAAACACUUGACGUGGGUGGUGGCCGUGCUGCAGGAGGUGGCAGCUGCUGCCGCCCAGCUCAUUGCCCCACUCGCAGAGAAUGAGGGACUGCCUGUGGCUGCGCUGGAGGAUCUGGCUUUCAAAGCGAGCGAGCAGAUCUACGGGACCCCUUCUAGCAGCCCCUAUGAGUGUCUGCGGCAGUCGAGCAACAUCCUCAUCAGUACCAUGAACAAACUGGCCACAGCCAUGCAAGAGGGCGAGUAUGAUGCAGAGCGGCCCCCCAGCAAGCCUCCCCCAGUUGAGCUGAGGGCUGCAGCCCUUCGUGCAGAAAUCACCGAUGCUGAAGGCCUGGGCUUGAAGCUUGAAGAUCGAGAGACAGUUAUCAAGGAGUUGAAGAAGUCAUUGAAAAUCAAGGGGGAGGAGCUGAGUGAGGCCAAUGUGCGGCUGAGCCUCCUGGAGAAGAAGCUGGACAGCGCUGCCAAGGAUGCAGACGAGCGCAUUGAGAAAGUCCAGACUCGGCUGGAGGAGACGCAGGCCCUGCUGCGGAAGAAGGAGAAGGAGUUUGAGGAAACGAUGGAUGCACUCCAGGCUGACAUUGACCAGCUAGAGGCAGAGAAGGCAGAGCUAAAGCAGCGGCUGAACAACCAGUCAAAGCGCACGAUCGAGGGGCUCCGGGGGCCCCCUCCCUCGGGUAUUGCUACCCUGGUCUCUGGCAUUGCUGGUGAAGAACAGCAGCGAGGAGGUGCCCCUGGGCAGGCUCCAGGAUCUGUGCCAGGCCCUGGGCUGGUGAAGGACUCACCACUGCUGCUUCAGCAGAUCUCUGCCAUGAGGCUGCACAUCUCCCAGCUCCAGCAUGAGAACAGCAUCCUGAAGGGAGCCCAGAUGAAGGCAUCUUUAGCAGCCCUGCCCCCGCUGCAUGUGGCAAAGCUCUCCCCCUCACCUCAUGAGGGCCCUGACAGUGAACUAGCAGCUGGUGUGCUGUAUCGUAAGACCAGCCAGCUGUUGGAGACAUUGAAUCAACUGAGCACACACACCCACGUAGUAGAUAUCACUCGUUCCAGCCCUGCUGCCAAGAGCCCAUCGGCCCAGCUCCUGGAGCAGGUGGCUCAGCUCAAGUCCUUAAGUGACACCAUCGAGAAACUCAAGGAUGAGGUCCUUAAGGAGACCGUAUCUCAGCGCCCUGGAGCCACAGUCCCCACUGACUUUGCCAUCUUUCCUUCAUCAGCCUUCCUUAGGGCCAAGGAGGAGCAGCAAGACGACACGGUCUACAUGGGCAAAGUGACCUUCUCGUGCGCAGCUGGCCUUGGACAGCGACACCGGCUGGUGCUGACCCAGGAGCAGCUGCACCAGCUUCAUGGUCGCCUCAUCUCCUAAGUGCUCCUUCCACCCCAUGCACUUCUACCCUCCGCCCUCCUGGUGCCACUCCACCUGACGCACAGCCUCCGCAGCUAGUCCCCAUUGUAGAACUGUGUGCACAGCUGUUCCUGCCCUGUUCAGCUUUAUUUCCACCUGUCAGUGCCCUGCCCCUGCCCCUUGAUUUGGGUUCCCCUAUUUCCAUUCCUUGGCCUCUGCCAGGAUUUGCUGUUCAGCUGCUCCCUCCUUCCUGAGGGGCCUCAGGGCAUGUGGGGGGUAGGCUGAGACCCCACCACCAAAGGUUCAGUGAGGUUCCCCUGAUAGAGGACUUCACCCCUUGAUUAAAGCAACUUCUGCUUCAGUGCUUUCUGUGUGGUGUUGGCAGUGGGACUUGGGCCUUUUGGUUCAGAGCAGAAGUGGAGGAGAAGGGAUGCUGAGGAGGCUUUGGCUGUGCCAGAUAUGAAGGUCCCUCUCUGUAGAGACCAGUGGAACGGCAUGCCCCUAACACUCAUGUGCACGGAGUUACUGUGAACAAGGGGAAAAGGGCUAGACCAGGGGCUUAGCACCCAAGUUCUUUAUGGAGUUAGGGGAGCUAGGACUUAGGGUCAGCCACCCUACCUCCAUGCAUCUGUCAGCCAGUUCCCACUCACAGCAGAGGGACCUUUCCAGAAUGCAAACUGGGCCAUAUUAUUCCCUGCUUUAAAUCCUGAAAUGGUUCUUCCAACUAAAAUUUCUAAUUUAAAUAAAACCCUGAAGUCGUUUCUCUAAGUAUCUAGAGAUACUUUAAAUUCACUAGAAGUGCACACAAGGCCAUCUGUGUUCUGGGUCUUACCCACCUCUCCAGCCUCUCACGGGGCUACUUGUCCACGUGUGCCUUGUUGUCUUCCCUUAGUGAAUCCCUGCAGUUGCUUUGGCGCCCUGUGCUCUCUCAGGCUCCUUUCCGCUGCCCAGAAUGCCGGCCAUCUCCUGCCCUCUGCUCCCCUGCGUGCCCCACCCCUCCUCAGCUGACAUCCUGUUCAUUUAUUAAGACAGCCCUGGCAUUGCCACCUUAGGAAAUCUCCAAUUCUGUGGCCUCUUGGGUGCUCCCGUACCGGAGGGAGUAGAGAAUGUGAACGUUUUUUCCCAGGUGUGCUUGGAUUUAGUGGCUUUGUUCUUUGACAGGGUUUCUAACCUUUGGUUUGCUUUCUCAAUGGCAGAAUGGGAAGAAUGAUGCCUCCCAGGGUUGCCGUGAAGGCUAAAAGAAAGAACGCAUGCUGGCUUCCAGCACCGUGGCCCGUGCCGGGCAGGCCUGUUUCCCUUCCCAGUGCCUGCACCCACAACACUGCUUCAUACCGGGAAGCAUCUCUAGCCAUUGCAGUCAUCAGUUAACCCUUUGGUUACCCACCGUAGACAGAGUGAGAGUUCCUAGAGGUUGUCUUUUAUCUGGGCAUCCCCCAAAACACAGGGAGAAGAGCACAUGUUUGGGAAGGAGAGCUGUGAACUUCAUUUUGGAAAUGGAUAUGAGGUGCUUGGAAGAAUGUAUGAGUGCAGAUGGCCCUGGGCAGUUGGAGCUGAGGUCUGGAGCUUAGCAGAGAAGUCUGGAUUGGAGAUACAGUUUCGGGGAUGAGUUGUGUCAGUGGUGGUUGGUUUGGAUGAGGUAUAGGAUGAGCAUGAGGUUUAGUCCAGGUCACUUAGAGAACUGAACCAGAGGCAAAGCCAAAGUGUAAUGCUUUAUAGUAACUGCAGUCCCAAAGCACUGUGACUGAGGAAGAGGGCCGGAAACUAGGCAGGGAAGGAGAAGAAACAAGUUUUGUUUUAAUGAGUUGCCCACUGCUUCGCCAAAGCACAGCUAGCCACCUACCCACAUGGGCUGUCUCUGGGGAGACCGUUCACAAGCAUGGUACCUGGCUGCAACAUUACACAGGGGUUGAUGGAGGGGAGGAGAGCAGAUUCGCCUGUUCUCCCUCUUGUCUUCUGUCUUCUGUGGUCCGGUUUGCCCUAUGAGGUGUUGCUCUUCCUCACUUGCUGGGAUUGUAUGACUUGGCCACGGGAAAAGCCAGAUCCCAUGCCCUGUAGUCCCCCAGGUCCUGAAGGAGUACAGUGAACAGAAGGCCACUGGCCUGCAGGACUUGGUCAGGGCAGAGCAAGCGACUGAUGGCUUGGAAAUCAGGUGAGGCCACAAGUCACCUGAGGAGAGUGUCUAGGCAGAGGGAGGGCAGAGCCCUGGGCAGUUCUGAGUAUUGAAGAGCCUGCUGUAGAGCCCAGGGCAACAUUCACUGGAGCAGAGGCCCCCAGAGGAAAUGUCAGGGCCAAGGAGGAGAGAUUGAGGAGAGGUAGUCAACAGCCUCUAAUACAGCUCAGAGGCAAUGUGUCUGCGUUCUAGAAAGUUGCAUCUGAUUCUCAGAUGCCUGGUGAGCUGAGCAGUCUCAGUGGGUUAGAGGGAGUAGGAACUGGGUCAUGGUGGCAAGAAGGGGGGGAGAGCAGCAUGUGUGUACUGUGUCCCAAUGUUCAGUCAAUGUUCAAUUGUGGAAGCUGGCCAGCAGAUGGCAGACCGCUGACACAAGCAUCAUUGCCUGUGAAUAGUGAUGGGAGCUGCUUAUGGGGCCCACGAGGGUUCGGGAAACUGGGAUGUGAUGAUGGGGGGAGAGAGGCCUAGUGAGGCACUCGGUACAAGGAUUGGGGAGAGCAUGGGAAUGGCCUCCUUUGGUCCAUCCACCCAGCUGACAGCUGUGACGUGAGAACCAAGCAGACUGGCUAGCCAUUGGCAGGGGCAUGGUAUGAGCAGCCUCAAUCUUGUCAACUAGAAAUCUCUUUUUGGUGUUCUUGGGCAGAUUCUCAAGGUCAAUGGCACUUUCCCCAAUAUGGUGGCAGCUUUGUGAAGUAAGAAUAAGGCUCAUACUCCAGCUCUUCCAUUUAUAAGCUGUGGGAAUUUGGGCAAGUUCCUAAUCUUGUCCUCAAUUUCUGUGUCUGUACUGGGGCUAAUCGCACCUUUCUCAGGUGUAUCCCUUCCGGAGGUAAUCUUCAGGGCAAGAGCAAGUGAAAUAGCAUGCUUCACCCAGGUACUCAAUAAAAAAAGAUACUUGGGAGGGGCUGAUACUGAACAAAUGGAAUGACAUAUAAGCAGUCAUGUUCCGAAGACAUAGAUUUAUGAUGCAAAUAAUAAAUUUUGGGUCCCAAAGGAGAGGCAGUCCUUGGUGCCCAGCUUUCGGCUUGUUUUUUGGGCAGUUACCAUCUUACUCGCUACCGUCCAGGCACUAUUUCCUCUUCUUAGUGGGCCAAGCCUUAGGGAGAGUCAAAGUCACCCCAGUUGAAUUUGCUUGCUUAGUUCCCAUUUUUUGUGCUACCUGAUGGUGGGGAACAGGAGUGGAGGCAGUAUGGAGACUUGAAUCUCUGUUGGCUCACCCUGGGAAACGUGCCAGGCCCCAGAGCCCAUCGUGCCCUACCCAGCCCUGGGGCUGAAAGCAAACAAAACUUCUUAGGAUGGAAUACCUUGACCCCUGGCAGAGAGGCCUAGGGGCACCUAGAGAACAUGGGCUCUGAGGGUAAGGGCUCCUCCUGCCUCCCUGUGGGUGUACGCUCCAUGUAGCCCUCUCCUUGAGGUAUAUUGAGAAACCUGUCACUCAUCCAGGCUGCUUUCAUCUCUACCACGUAUGCCAGCUGGAACGGGCACUGCUGCUCCCGGGGACGCAGGGUGGCUACUGCUGACGUGCGCAAAGGGCCAGCCUGGCAUGUUUGACCUCCAUUCCUCUCCGGAAGCCUGGGGAGUUGGGGAGUGAGACCUGGACUCAUCUUGCUCAAAUAAUGUGUCAGAGUAAAUAUAUGUCUGUCACCCUA